AUGAUGGUAAAUUCAACUUUGUAUUACUUUAUCUUGAGCACUUAUGUGGAGGUCGGAACUUUGAAGUAUUUGUACUUUAUCUUGACCUCAUUGUUGUACACUACUAUUUUAAUGGUCAACAUGUCUCUCAUUGUGGUUAUCUGUAUGCACAGAAACCUUCAUGAACCUAUGUACAUAUUCCUCUGCAGUCUGUUUGUUAAUGAGCUGUAUGGUGGUACAGGGCUGUUUCCAUUCCUCCUGGUUCAGCUUCUCUCUGACAUCCACACAGUUGCUGCUCCCAUCUGUUAUUUGCAGAUUUUUUGUUUGUACACAUAUGGCCAGAUAGAGUUUUGUAACUUAGCUUUAAUGUCUUAUGACAGAUAUCUCGCUAUCUGUCACCCUCUCCAGUAUAACACACAUAUGUCAUUAAAUAGAGCAGUACUUCUCAUAGCUGUAAUAUGGCUUUACUCCUUUAUCAAAUUCUUAAUAACCUUAUGCUUAAGCGUCACCUUGCCACUUUGUGGAAACAUUAUCCACAGUUUGUACUGUCAUAACUACCUUAUUGUUAAGUUAGCCUGCUCUGACACAAAAGUGAAUAACAUUUAUGGAAUAUUUGGCUCAGUUCUCACCAUUGUUGUUCCUCUGCUUCCAAUCCUUUACUCGUACGGAAAAAUACUCCAGGUUUGUUUUUCUGGAUCCAUACAGACCAGAAAAAAAGCUGUGGUUACCUGUGCACCUCAUCUGGCUUCCCUCAUGAACUUUUCUUUUGGCUGUAUGUUUGAAAUACUUCAGGCUCGGUUUGAUACAGCCAGUAUGCCCACUGCACUACGCAUUGUUCUGUCACUUUAUUUCCUCCUCAUACAGCCAAUCCUGAAUCCUGUAAUGUAUGGACUGCAGCUUUCAAAAAUAAGAAACACAUUUAAGCAUGUUGUCUGUUAUAGAGACAAAGACACUGUGUAG
Molecule: messenger RNA, 939 nt
Organism: Xyrichtys novacula (pearly razorfish)
Lineage: Eukaryota; Metazoa; Chordata; Actinopteri; Labriformes; Labridae
Source: the annotation of a GenBank genome assembly